AUGUCCAACCCGGAGAAGCGGAUCUUAUCCCGCCCCCCGGCCCCCCUGGCUGCAGCAGCAGGGGAAAAGCCCGGCUCCGGCAGCCGCCCGCUCCACUCCCAUGGCCAGAGCGGCGGAGGUGGAGGCAGCGGCGGGUCUCCUCCUCCCCCCGCUCCUGGAGGCGGCUCGGCUGCCUGCAGCUCCCUUUCUCUCCUCCUAACAACCACCAGCAGCAGGAGCCGCGCUGCAGGGACAGCCUCCUCCGCCGCCUCCGCCAGCAUCGUCCCCAGAGCGGUAGCGGCUCCUUUCCUCGCUCCAAUCCCCUCCUUUUCCUCCGCUUCUCCAUCUUCUUUUUACUUCUUGCCGCCGCCUCCUCGUUUCCCCUCCUCGUCUUCCUUUAACCUCACAAGUCUCCAAGGGAGGGAAGGAGGAGGAGAGGCAGCGAGAGCGGCAGGAGGAGGAGGAGGAAGAGAUGUUGGCGGAGCAGCAGCAGCAGCUCACUUGAUCGCCCAUCCAGGCGGCAGCGGCAGGAGGAGACUGUUCUGUUCUUCCUCCAUCCAGGGCUUGCUGCUCCGUUCCACAGCCGGCGGCCCCCGGCAGCACCAGUCUCGGCUCCUCCUUUCCCCGGCCGCCUCUCGCCUGUGGUCCUGCAAUUCCCUCGGUGCUGCAGCAGCAGCAGCCCGCGGCGACGGGAUCCGAGGAGGCGACGGACCCGGCGGGAGCAGGACUCCUAGGCGGCAGCAGCGGCAGAGAGGCGCCUUCUUCUCCUUCUCGUCUCCCCUACGCCUAGGGCCAGACAUGGAAGAUGGAUCUAAUUCUGCAAGCUGCUUUAGGAGGUUUACAGACUGUUUCUUGAGCACAAGUUUAACCGAUGAGAAAGUGAAGGCCUAUCUUUCUCUCCACCCCCAGGUACUGGAUGAAUUUGUGUCAGAAAGUGUAAGUGCAGAAACUGUGGAAAAAUGGCUAAAAAGGAAAAAUAACAGACAGGAGGAUGAAUCGACUCCUAAAGAAGUCAGCAGGUAUCAGGACACGAAUAUGCAAGGCGUAGUGUAUGAAUUGAACAGCUACAUAGAACAGCGCCUGGAUACAGGAGGAGAUAACCAACUACUUUUGUAUGAACUGAGCAGCAUCAUUAAAAUAGCUACAAAAGCUGAUGGAUUUGCACUAUAUUUCCUGGGAGAAUGCAAUAAUAGUCUGUGCGUAUUCACACCACCAGGAGCUAAAGAAGGACAACCACGGCUCAUUCCUGCAGGGCCCAUUGCACUUGGCACUACAGUAUCUGCUUAUGUAGCCAAAUCCAGAAAAACGUUGUUAGUAGAAGAUAUUCUGGGGGAUGAGCGAUUUCCCAAAGGUACUGGACUGGAAUCAGGGACUCGGAUCCAAUCUGUUCUUUGUUUACCGAUUGUCACUGCAAUUGGUGAUCUGAUUGGUAUCUUGGAGCUUUAUCGUCACUGGGGCAAAGAAGCUUUCCACCUUAGUCACCAGGAGGUUGCAACCGCAAAUCUUGCAUGGGCUUCAGUAGCAAUACAUCAAGUACAAGUGUGCAGAGGCCUUGCCAAGCAGACGGAACUGAAUGACUUCUUGCUUGAUGUAUCAAAAACGUAUUUUGAUAAUAUAGUUGCAAUAGAUUCUCUACUUGAACAUAUAAUGAUAUAUGCAAAAAACCUGGUGAAUGCAGACAGGUGUGCACUCUUCCAGGUUGACCACAAGAAUAAGGAGCUGUAUUCAGACCUUUUUGAUAUUGGAGAAGAAAAUGAUGGGAAACCUGUCUUCAAGAAGACCAAAGAAAUAAGAUUCUCUAUAGAGAAAGGAAUAGCUGGACAAGUGGCAAGAACAGGAGAAGUCCUUAACAUCCCUGAUGCCUAUGCAGAUCCACGCUUUAACAGAGAAGUAGACCUCUAUACAGGCUACACAACCAGAAAUAUCCUGUGCAUGCCUAUUGUAAGCCGAGGAAGUGUUAUAGGUGUUGUGCAGAUGGUGAACAAAAUAAGUGGAAGUGCCUUCUCUAAAACUGAUGAGAACAACUUUAAAAUGUUUGCAGUCUUUUGUGCGUUAGCCUUACACUGUGCUAAUAUGUACCACAGAAUUCGCCAUUCAGAGUGUAUUUACCGUGUAACGAUGGAGAAGCUAUCCUACCACAGUGUUUGUACAGCAGAAGAGUGGCAAAAUCUCAUGCACUGUACACUGCCUCCACAUAUCUGUAAAGAAAUUGAACUAUACCACUUUGACAUCAGUCCCUAUGAGGAUGUCUGGCCUGCCAUUUUUGUCUACAUGGUCCACCAGUCCUGUGGGACAGCCUGCUUUGAACUUGAAAAGCUAUGCCGAUUUACUAUGUCUGUAAAGAAGAACUAUCGCCGUGUGCCCUACCACAACUGGAAGCAUGCAGUCACAGUUGCACAUUGCAUGUAUGCCAUACUUCAGAACAACCAGGGGCUUUUCACUGACCUGGAGCGGAAAGGUCUUUUAGUUGCAUGCUUGUGUCAUGACCUGGAUCACAGAGGUUACAGCAACAGCUAUCUUCAGAAAUUUGACCACCCGUUAGCUGCUCUCUAUUCUACAUCAACAAUGGAACAACACCACUUCUCGCAAACUGUGUCCAUCCUGCAGCUGGAAGGGCACAAUGUCUUCUCCAAUCUGAGCUCCAGUGAAUACGAGCAAGUCCUUGAGAUCAUCCGCAAAGCCAUCAUCGCUACAGACCUUGCCCUGUAUUUUGGAAAUAGAAAACAGCUUGAAGAGCUGCAUCAGACGGGAGCAUUAAACCUUAAGAACCAAGCACAUAGAGAUCGAGUUAUUGGUCUGAUGAUGACUGCUUGUGAUUUGUGUUCUGUAACAAAGUUGUGGCCAGUUACCAGGCUGACAGCCAAUGAUAUAUAUGCAGAGUUCUGGGCUGAGGGUGAUGAAAUGAAGAAAACGGGUAUUCAGCCUAUUCCUAUGAUGGACAGAGACAAGAAGGAUGAAGUCCCUCAGGGUCAAAUUGGGUUCUACAAUGCUGUAGCCAUUCCAUGUUAUACCACACUUGCACAGAUCUUUCCUCCAACUGGGCCACUACUCCGAGCAUGCAGGGACAAUCUCAGCCAAUGGGAGAAAGUGACGAGAGGAGAGGAGGCCUCUAUAUGGAUUCCCUCGCAGUCCCUUGCUCCCGGGACCUCCGAUUCGCUUCCUGUGAAGAUUGAUGACUGAACAGCAGCAGCAGAUUGCUUUAACCCUAAAGGCAUCCCUUCUUUGUUUUGAGGGUUGUUUACUUUUGUUCUGUUUUGUUUUUAUUUGAAGAAGGAAAAAGAAGAGCUACAAAUGCUAACUAGGAAGCAGAUCUGCCUAGGAAGGUAACACCCAUGGGGUUACCUCAGCUAAUGACUCUGGAAGCCAAUCUCCUGACCUACACCAGUGACACAGCAUGAACAGAGGGAAAAUGACAACCCAGAUGGUUUGGAAUCAGCUAAUGAAAGAGAACUUCCGACUUGUGAAUAUAAAAGACUGGCCUUCUCUCAUGGGCUACAAUGCUGAGGCCUUAAUUUAAAACUGAUGGGGGAAAAAAAUCUUAGGGGGUACUUCUAAAUUGUAUCUUUCUAGUAAGGGUUUCAAUGGUACUUUUAUUAUACUGUACUGUGGCUGGCUUUAACACCAGUGUCACUUGGGAGUUCUUGGCUAUAAAUAGAACAAUAUACCUAUUGCUAUUGUGAAUGUUUGUGUGAUCUACUUGUAAUCAGUUUGAACUCUAGCAGAAUCCCUGGAAACUAAUUCUUGUUUAGGUUGCAGUGAAUUCUUUUGCUGUAAACUAAAGGAAAACCAACAUUUGGGUUAAAGGUUUAAAGUUCUUCAUUAAGCGUCAUAACACAAAUUGUCACUUGCAAGGUAAAUGUUGAAGGAACUGGUGCUGGGGCUUUGUUCUUCAGAAUGAUUUAGAAACCCAGACAACUCCUCCCUUUAAACACUGGAACUGUGGGAUAUUUAUCUCUAAGGAGAGAUGCAGGCAUAGUUUCAGGUUGGAGUUUUUGUAUCUGUAGUGACAGAAGAUUCAGUCUAAAAUCUGAAUAUGACAGCAAAGAUUUCCUUGCCUAGCUCAUGGAUAAGUAAAGUCGUUGUGUUUAUUUCUACCACUGAGUUAUAUUUUAAAAGAUAUUAAGAGACAUACCUAAAGUAUGUUAUCUACUUGGAACAGGAGCUGUGUCAGAAAAGUCAGGUAUAAUAAGGAGGACUCAUCACAAUAAGUCAAAAAUGUUUUUGUACUGACCAGCUUUUGUAUUGCACAGUAACACUGCAUGCCUUCUACUGCUCUUUUCUACCACUCCCAAACAAGUAAAAUUAAAGAACUUCUCCAUUUUUCCUUUUGUUUUUUUUUCCCCUAGUUGAGAAGAAUGUUCAGACUCAGAACUGCCUUUUAAUUGAAAGAAUAGCUGACUAAAAAAAAAGUACUCUGAAAUACUGUGUUUACAGUUCUGUGCUGGCAUAGGCAUCAGUCUUACAAACUUAUGCACAGAAUGUAAGAUCUUACAUUUAAUGCCACUCUUAGUGCAAUUGUACAGAGUAUGUUUCAUCACUUAAUUUGCCUUCAUCUUUCUUUUAAAAAUAAUGAAAAUAUUCAAAUUGAUCUGCACAGUAGUUGAAAACACACUGUCUUUGCAUAACUUUUCACAUACAGCCUAUACUGCUUCAUAUGCUUUUUCACAAUAGUCUUGUAGUGGUUCUGUGAUUAUAUGGCCAUUUGUGUAACUGCAAGUAAUAGCAGUAGUGACUUAAAGACAGAAUGCAGGUUCUCUUUUUCCAUGUCAUGUCUGUUGAGCUGUAUGGCUGUAAUAAGCAUGCCACCGUACAGUUUCCUUUAAAUGACUUGGACUCCUGAGUUUUGCCUUUUGUUACGGUCGAGCACAUACAAUAUUAGUUUGUACAUAUGUACAGUAUGUGAUAUGUAAUCACAUAAUGUAUAAAUGCACCUAAGCCUUUGCAGUACAUAGAUAUCCUGGAGGUUUAGAGUUCAAUAUUAAGUUACCUUAUUUGUGUCAUACAGCCUCACAAUUCUUUUCAGUUUGCUUCGCCACUUCUAAGUGCAGAAAUUCAUCGUUAGCCAAAAUAAGCUAUUUUGGGGUGGAAAAAAAAUUUAAGGAAAUAAUUAUACUAUAGUAAAUGGAACAGGAUUACAUAUUUUGUCUUCUGCUUUACUCCUGAGCAGUUCCAAUUUAGUUAAAUCAUUCAGGUGAAACCUUUCAACUCCUAAGUACUGAAGAUGCAAUCCAUGGUGUCCUCAUGUACUUGGAAAGAUUUAAAUCUGUAAUGACUACAAAAAUACUUUAUGGAAUUCAUAUAAUUCCAAAACUCAACUGAAAAUUUUUCCUUCCUGGCUUAAGUAUAUUUGCUGUUAUUCUCCAUCCUCCUGGAAUGCUGAUCUUACAGGGUUGCAAAAAUAUUCCUUGUUACACUAUGUCUAUAAUAUGGAAAGUUUUUAAGUAAACUUUUAGUCAUUGACAGUUUUGAUGUCUGUAAGUACUGAAAAAGAACAGAUCUCUCUAACAUUUAUCAAAUUGUCAGUAAGUUGUUCUGUUAAUGUCUGAAGACAUGCCACACUGUUCCUAAUACAGAACUAUCCCAAUCGCUGAAAAUAUAUAGUUCUUAUAGCAUGGUGCCCAUUGCAAGGAAAAACUUCAAUUCCAGUGAUUGAGUUCGGUUUGUUUUUCUGGAGUAUAAAAGGAGGAAAGUCAUGACAAAAAGUUACUACCUUUGAGUUGCUGGCUAAACCAACAAAAAUAUCUAUAACAGGCUGUAUUUUCUAAGUGAAUUCAGUCUGUCUUACCACUUACAGAGUGCAGAUUAAGACAUGUCAAUUUUUUGGUAGAAAAAACUUUAAAUGAGUCCAAAAUUCUGGACUUGUAUUCACAAGUACAGCAGUAAGACAUAUGGCUUAUCAAGUUAUGCUGCUAAAUGCAAUUCCUCCUUGUAUUGUUAUCCUACUAAAACUGAUGUUGCACGGAAUGGAUAAGAAUGCAUAAAAAAAUGUAACAGACCUUUUUUUCCUAGAAGAGCUAGACUAUACUCGCAGAACAACAACAUUUUUAUUGAGAUUCCAAUUGCUUUUCCCUUUUAAGCCCGGUAAAGAAAAAAGCCGUCUCAAGCCAUAUCUGAGAAUUUCUAAUGUUUUGUGAAACAAUACCUGAGGCAUUAAGUGAGAAAAAUAGGUGACAUAGCAUCUGAGAUGUUGCAUAUUUUAUAGCAGCACUGACAAAAUCCAUUGUUAUAAUUAAGCUAUGAAUUCUUCAAGAUAGUACAACUUUCUGCUGUUCAGAAUCUUCAGCUUCCACUCAUGGCAGUAAUACUUUCACAAUUAAUAUAAUUAAUCAUUUCAUUAGAGAAAUGCAGUAGGUUUUUUUAGGGUUUUUUUAGUGGGAGUAUAUGCUAAAAUAUAUUUACAUUGGAGGGGACGUGCAGUGUGAAAUUUAUCUCUUUAUGUGGCACAGACUUCUUUCAUGUGUUUAAACUUAAAACAAUGUGAUCAAUUUGCUGUGAAUACAUUUAGACCACUUAGUGUUAAAAUCGUAGGAAUAGCAUGUAGCACUAUUCAUGUUAAAGAAAAAAUGCAGAGGUUGUUAGAUGCUCAAAAUAAUUUUGACCCACUUGAAAUAAUGCAUUUGCCUCAAACACUGUGAUAUAUUAACAGUUCUAAGAAGUGGUACAAACUCUUGUUCAUCUAAACAUAGGAAGUGACUUUCUGCACACUAGUACAAUGAAGUUCAUGUUCAAAGUUUAGGUUAUAUAUCCCAAUCUAGCAAAGGCACAUCACAACUAUUCUAUUCUGCUGUCUGACCAAAAACUGUGCUCGAUUGUAAUACGGGUGUGUACUCUAUCGAAAAACCUAAAAUAAUGAACUGCUUUCUAGAGUAGAACAAACUGAUUUAUAGAGUAGAUUCAUAUAUAUUCAAAAUUCAGGUUGGGCUGUUAUGUGAAGAAGAAAGAACUUCAAGGUAACAACAUUCAACUUUACUACAUUUAGUG
Molecule: messenger RNA, 6960 nt
Organism: Rhea pennata
Lineage: Eukaryota; Metazoa; Chordata; Aves; Rheiformes; Rheidae
Gene: PDE10A
Product: phosphodiesterase 10A
Exons: 22
Coding region: 1-3159 (1052 amino acids)
Biological process (GO): negative regulation of receptor guanylyl cyclase signaling pathway; signal transduction
Molecular function (GO): 3',5'-cGMP-stimulated cyclic-nucleotide phosphodiesterase activity; protein binding
Source: RefSeq, a predicted model, not a curated record